AUGUGUAUUACAACCCCAAUUGGUUCCUGUCUGGCUCCUGCCACUCGCUCUUUAAAGCCACUGGGCGCCAUCCUGGGAGAGGCUCCCAGACGCAUGCGCUCUGCUUUCCCCUCCACCCCGCCCCUUAUAGUCGUCUGCGCACUAAUGACAUCAUUGGUCGGCGCUGCACACCCGGGCCUCCCGAUGGGUGGCGAAGCCCAAAGAGGGGCGGGAGGGGGUGUGAGGGAGAGGAGGAGUCGGAGCCGCCGCGGCCCAGUGCUGCGGCCCACUCCGGGGAGGAGGGAGAAGAGCACCCCCUCGUACUCCUGCCCCCUCCCAGCCCCCUGCCGGCCCGGGAGGGGGUGGGGCGCCGAGGUCGCUGCAGCCCCGCCGGGCCUGGACGGUGAAGAACGAGCGGGCGGGGCGCGGUGGGUGAAGCCGGCGAGGGCCGCGCGGGUGCUGCCGGGGGAGGGGAGAGGAGGGCACCUAGGCUCUCCUCUCCCCCCUCCCCCCGCGCCAUGUAACCCCGCCCGCCGGCGGCGAGCUCGAGACCCCCGCGCGCACCGAUCCGAGCCGGCAUCUGAGGAGCGUGAGGCCCGAUGCGGCAGGGGCUGCGCGGCGCGGCCGAGCCGUGAGGAAGCGGCCCGCGCUCACACGUCCUUCGACACUUGGAGCCGCCGGCUCCGGGCCGCCCAGCCUGGGCCUGCCGCGGGGCAUGAGCGUGCCCGAGACGCCGGGGGAGAUGGAGCCGGCCGGGGAGGAGGAGCGGCCGCCACCUGCGGCCGAGGAAGAGAACCAGGAGGAGAUAGCAGCGGCGGCGGUGGCGCCGGCCCGCAGGAGUGCCUCCUCGCUGGAGGACGCGGACGGCCCAGAGGAGGAGGCGGCGGAGACCAUGGUGGUCGCGGAAGGUGGCUGCAAGGAGCAGGAGCUGACCUACGAGCUGCAGCAGGGCUACCGCAUCCUAGGCGAGUUCCUGCAGGAGAAGCACAGGGGCCUCACUGCCCCCUUCCUGCAGCCCUUGGGGGGCGUUGCCGCCGGGGAGGAGGAGGUGGCCGAGGGGCCGCGCAGUGGGGGCCGGGGCAGUCGCGCCCUCCCGCCGCCGCCGCCGGGCCAGGGCCUGAGUCUGCUGAAGAUGGAGGAGAAGUUCGCCAGCGGCCAGUACCGGGGCAUCACGGAGUUUGUGGCGGACUUCAGGUUGAUGCUGGAGACGUGCUACCGCCUGCAUGGAGUGGACCACUGGAUGUCCAGACAGGGCCAGAAGCUGGAGAUGUUGCUGGAGCAGAAGUUGGCGCUUCUCUCCCGGCACUUGAGAGAAAAGACAACGAUAGCAGUUACAUCUAAAGGCUAUUAUGGAUUGGAGGACGAGAAGGGAACUGCGUGUACUUCCACAAGACGUCGGUCAACACCUCGAAGCUUGGCAGGCUUGACAAGUGGAG
Messenger RNA from Castor canadensis (American beaver), 1415 nucleotides. The record is from RefSeq and is a predicted model, not a curated record. Lineage: Eukaryota; Metazoa; Chordata; Mammalia; Rodentia; Castoridae.